This is a messenger RNA of Kogia breviceps (pygmy sperm whale), 1211 nucleotides long. It is a transcript of the gene GZMK, whose product is annotated as granzyme K. NCBI's taxonomy places the organism in Eukaryota, Metazoa, Chordata, Mammalia, Artiodactyla, Physeteridae. Gene Ontology annotation, biological process: positive regulation of apoptotic process; negative regulation of oxidoreductase activity; proteolysis. Gene Ontology annotation, molecular function: serine-type endopeptidase activity. The record is from RefSeq and is a predicted model, not a curated record.
CUUCCUUCACCAAUACAGUCACAAUAUUUCAUCUGAGUUUCUUAAAUCUAAGGCAUUGAAAUGACUACGUUUUCUUCUUUUUUUCUAUGUUUCCUAAUAGCCGGGACUUACAUGACUCCAGAGUGUUUCAACAUGGAGAUUAUCGGCGGGAGAGAAGCGUCACCUCAUUCCAGGCCAUUUAUGGCUUCCAUGCAGUAUGGCGGCAAUCACAUUUGCGGGGGAGUGCUGAUACAUCCACAGUGGGUGCUAACAGCAGCUCACUGCCACUCUCGGUUUGCCAAAGGCCAGUCUUCCAAAGUGGUUUUAGGAGCACACUCUCUCUCAAAGAAUGAGGGCUCCAAACAAACAUUUGAGAUUAAAAGAUUCAUACGAUUCCCAAGAUUUACAUCAGAUCCUAAAUCAAAUGAUAUUAUGCUGGUUGAGCUUCACACGGCCGCAAAACUCAACAAACAUGUCCAACUGCUCCACCCAAGAGCCAAAAAUGAUAUUACAGCUGGAACAAAAUGCCAGGUUAUUGGCUGGGGAGCCACUGACCCACAAUGUUUAAGGCCCUCUGAUACCCUGCAAGAAGUCACUGUUACUGUCAUAAGUCGAAAAGUUUGCAACAGCCGAAGUUAUUACAACCACAACCCUAUUAUAACUAAAAACAUGGUAUGUGCAGGAGACGCCAGAGGCCAGAAGGAUUCCUGCCAGGGUGACUCAGGGGGCCCUUUGAUCUGCAAAGGUGCCUUCCAUGCCCUAGUCUCCGGAGGUGGUAAAUGUGGUGAUGCCAAGAAACCUGGAAUCUUCAUCCUCUUAACCUGGAAAUACCAGGCUUGGAUCAAAAGCAACUUGGCCCCAUCUCACACAAACUAAGACCCAUCUCAUGAUUUUCUUGGCUCUACCAGUUGCUUGUUUUCAUUUUUGUUUCAUAAUAUGUUCCACAGGCCAACUUAUCUUCAGAGGUAGUUGAAUGUAGCUAAAGUGGAGCACAGUUAGGGUCCACUCCUGACCCAUUAGGACUGAUUUUGUUAAGGAAUCAAGUUCUUUUUCACAUGUACCACUGAUGUAUUUCUACUCUGCUGAUCUUAUUCUGAAUAAAAUUUAGAAGACUAUCUGCUUGUCUUAUAUGGAAAUAAGAUACAGGGAAUGAUAUAUCCUCCAACUCCAUGCACACUCCCCCCAAAGGGCAAAAAGGUGAUUAAACAAGACAGUAAUGGCAUCACCUUUAA